AUGGUUGAUGUAGCUCGUAUGGAAACUCAAGUAUUAUAUCUCUCAUCGUCUGACAAAUUGUCGCGAUUUGAGAUUCCAAAGGCUGUCCAAUGUUAUGGGGUGCCAUUCAUUAUCGAGGGUGGCAAUGUUGUCAUUGUGUCUGGACCCCAAUCCGGUAAAACGACCACAGCUGCGAUCUCUAUUCUACAGACGAUUGAUACAUCGUGCGAGGAAACUCAGGUUCUAUAUCUAUCCCAUACACGCGAAGAAGCCACUAAAUGCAAAUGUUUACUUAUGUCCCUGAGUAUCGAUAUGAAUGUAAAUUGCUUUCUUUGCAUUGGUGGUACCACUAUUGCCUGUAGACCCUUACCUAAGGAGAGAUUUAUUGUUUGUGGUACUCCUGGACGUGUUUUGGAUAUGAUCGAAAGGAAAAUUAUACGAACGUCUAGUAUUCGAACAUUUGUGCUUGACGACGCCCAUUUGUUGUUGAGAGGGGGCAUCAUCGGAGAUUUGGACAUUAUAUUUAACCAUUUGCCACCCACCGUUCAGAUUGUAAUGAUUUCAAGUAGAAUGUCUUUGGUAUCCAUUGAAGUCGCUCGUAUAUACGUGAGAAACUCGGCAGAUUGGAUCUUACCCAAGAGCAAUGAAAGCCAAUUGGCAGCCGCAUGGAACACCCAGUCAACGAAUGAAACUGCAGUUAAAACCAGCGAAUCUGUGGAGAUCUUCAACACAUUUGCAUCUAUGAAACUUAAAGAAAAACUUCUUGAAAGCCUUGCAAUAAUUGGAUAUCGGAGUCCAUUGCCUGCCCAGAGAUAUUGUAUCAAACCAAUUAUUGAUGGACGUAAUGUUACUGCUUUUUGCAAAGUCGCACCGGUAAAACAACCACAAUAG
Messenger RNA from Stomoxys calcitrans (stable fly), 870 nucleotides. RefSeq names its product eukaryotic initiation factor 4A-III-like. The transcript is spliced from 4 exons. Gene Ontology annotation, molecular function: mRNA binding; RNA helicase activity; ATP binding. NCBI's taxonomy places the organism in Eukaryota, Metazoa, Arthropoda, Insecta, Diptera, Muscidae. Bases 1 to 870 code for a protein of 289 amino acids. The record is from RefSeq and is a predicted model, not a curated record. Gene Ontology annotation, cellular component: nucleolus; catalytic step 2 spliceosome.